This is a messenger RNA of Solanum pennellii, 929 nucleotides long. RefSeq lists its product as uncharacterized. The transcript has 4 exons. The coding region runs from base 252 to 926 and encodes 224 amino acids. The record is from RefSeq and is a predicted model, not a curated record. Lineage: Eukaryota; Viridiplantae; Streptophyta; Magnoliopsida; Solanales; Solanaceae.
GCCAACUACCUCAAUUAAAUUAUCUCCCAUCUGCAUAUACAUACAUGGUCUAUAUUUAUCCAAAAAAUUAUACAUGGUCUAUAUUUAUCAAAAAAAUUAGUUGAACAACCAAAAGCUUUGUGGAAGUGCUCUCUGGAGAAACAAAUUGAAGGUUUAAGAGUUACGAAUGAUAAGAAUCUUUCCUCCUUGUGUUUUAUUUUUUCAUUCGACUGGCGCAACUAAUUUUUCGGGCUUAUUUGUUAAGUUUUGUAAUGUCCAUUAUUCCUGAAGCUGGUUUUGAGAUUUCCGACGAGAACUCUAUGACUUCACCUUUUCCAGUUAACAGGAAACGUAAAAAAAUGAAUAAAUCACGUGGUUCAGCGGCUGAUAAAUGGACUGAUGAAGAAUCAUCUAUCCUUAUAAGUGUCUUGUAUGAUGACGCGAGGAAGUCCGGAUUUAAAGAUUAUGCCAUCAGUGGUCCACGAUUAAUAGAAGUUAGGAAUGAGUUUUUUGAGAAAAUUGGAAAUCGAGAUAAGUUUGAUGAUGAGAGAAUUAAGUCAAAGAUUCAACGAUUAAGGAAAGACACAAAAACCUUCAAGGAUCUCCUUAGUUCUUGCUCUGGAUAUGGAUGGAACCCUACAACUAACACAAUUACAUGUCCAUCUGAUAAUUGGUCGGAGCAUGUAGCGCAAAAGAAAAAGAAGAAAAUAUAUAUUUCCAAGUACAGAUACCAUGGUCUUAAAGAUUAUGACACACUGGAUGAAAUUUUUGGAAACUCAUUUGCUACCGGGGACCAUGUCAUGUAUAGUACAAAUCCUAAUCUUCCACCAAAGUCAAAUGAAUUUAUUGUCGAGGAGUAUGAACCUUCUGAUGUUGAUGAUGAGCAUGUUGCUACUGAACUAUUAUAUUUAUGGAAAAUGCACAAGUACCCCCUGAACUAUUACUGAAAA